UCCAAUGUACGUCAGCAGUAAUUGUAUGCCUUACACUGCUGUACAGUGAGAGUGAGUGUAAAAGACAUAUCAAAAAGAGGUAUCAAACUGAGACCUAGAUGUUCCUUUUCAAUGACUGCUCAUUUCCAUGAGCUAUGCUUGGAAUAAAGGUUACAACGUACACAUUCUCACAUAUUUAUUUUGUUGGUUUCAUAUCCUACCUAUCAACAGAGACUGGAUUGGGGGUAUAGUUGUUUUGAAGACUAUUUCUUUUUCUUCUUUUUUUCUUCUUUAUUUUUUUCCACUGGAUUAUUUGCUAAUCAGACUUCAGUGCAGUCAAGAUAAAAGAGAGAAAAUCUGUUGCCUAAAUAGGAGGCUUUUAAUGAGGAUGUGAGCCCCUGGGAACUGGAUUCUGAAGUAGAACGAUGCUGCCUGCUGUUCUCUUGUCAUUUCUUCAGUUGCUUCUCUUCCCUUUUCUGAUGGGCCUAGUAAGCAGGAACUGUCCAAGGUACUAGGAUGCUGGAAGCUUUGCUUUUGAAUGCAGACGGUUUGCAGAAACAGAGAAGAAACAGAUUACUGCUUAUUUCAGAAGAAUCUAUUCAAAUGAGGCACCUUAGCAAACCCGGGUGAUUGCAUUUGGUAUUGUAAUCAUCUAUGUGGCAAAGUGGGUAAAAAUCAUCCAAUUUCUUCUCUGCUGGACUUCAAAUCAGUGGGCUGUGUGGGUGUACCCAUCCAUUAGCUAUGCCCUCUUUUCUCUGAGUGUUGUUUUAAAGAAGCAAGUACCUGUCUUCUGCCACAGCAUUUUACCGGGAAAACUUUAAAGGCUAUUCUAUCUGAUAGGAAGAAGAUCAAUAACACACUGAUCUCUAGUGAUGAAGAAUCUGAUAGUAUGGACACUUUUACCAUCCAGAUAUGAUGCACUUUAAUUGAAGGAAAAAAAAAAACUGAGCUGAACUACAAGUCUGUUUCUUAUGGUGCUGGAAUACUCCUGCAGACUGCACUGAGAUAAAGCACGGGGGAAAGGGCUUUGACAGACACAAGUCACCUUUUGAUUAUUGCACUUAGCUGUCCCUGGGGACUUAAAUUUUGGAAAGUGUUUCUUCCUUUUUAACAUGAUCUCCUGCAAGAUGAUGAGUUCUAAUUCAGAGGAGGACACUUUGGAUGCUUUUCUCCAGUACAUAGAGGAUAUGGGAAUGAAAGCCUAUGAUGGCUUGGUUAUUCAGAAUGCAUCAGAUAUUGCUCGAGAAAAUGAUCGCUUACGGAAUGAAACUAACCUGGCUUACUUGAAAGAAAAGAAUGAAAAACGCCGCAAACAAGAAGAAGCAAUAAAACGCAUAGGUGGAGAAGUUGGGCGAGGACACGAAGGAAGUUAUGUGGGCAAACAUUUCCGUAUGGGAUUCAUGACCAUGCCUGCUCCUCAGGACAGACUUCCUCAUCCUUGUUCAAGUGGCUUUUCCGUGAGAUCCCAAUCCCUUCACUCAGUGGGGGGCACGGAUGAUGACAGCAGCUGUGGCUCUCGGAGACAACCUCCACCAAAGCCAAAACGAGAUCCCAGUACAAAACUGAGCACUUCAUCAGAGACUGUCAACACUACAGCAACGGGUAAAAGCAUGAGACUCCCUGAGAGAACUGAAGGGCCAGCCAAACCCAGACCCCACAGUGAUGAAUAUUCCAAGAAGAUUCCUCCUCCCAAGCCUAAGCGAAAUCCAAAUACCCAGUUAAGCACAUCUUUUGAUGAAACCUAUAUCAAAAAGCAUGGGCCUACAAAGGCAUCGCUGACGCGGGACACAUCUUUAUCACAGGUGAGCAGUCCUGCACUAGAUGCUGAGGAAGAGGAGCCUGUGUACAUUGAAAUGGUGGGGAAUAUUUUAAGAGACUUCAAAAAAGAGGAAGAUGACCAAAGUGAGGCAGUUUAUGAGGAAAUGAAAUAUCCCAUAUUUGAUGAUGUCAGCCAAGAGUCAAAAUGUGAAUUUGACCAUCACAGCUGCUCUUCUCAGUGUGCUACUCCCACAGUGCCUGACUUAGACUUCUCCAAGUCCUCAGUGCCAUGUACUCCAAAGGGUUUGCUUUGUGAUAUUCCCCCUCCCUUUCCAAACUUACUGUCUCAUAGACCCCCACUGUUGGUGUUUCCACCAGCACCCGUCCAGUGUUCCCCCAAUUCUGAUGAGUCACCUCUAACUCCACUCGAGGUCACAAAGCUUCCUGUGUUGGAAAAUGUGUCUUACAUCAAACAGCAGGCUGGAGCUUCUCCAUCAUCACUGCCAUCUCAUACUUCUGGUCAUCCCAAAUCAGAGAAAGACCAGACAAUAGUUCAUGGACCAUCAUCUUCUUCUUCCUCUUCUGUCCACUCUUCAUCACCUCCCCACCCUUCCACUUUAUACAGAACACCAUCUCCACAUGGAUACCCUAAAAGUCACUCUGCUUCACCUUCUCCUGUUAGCAUGGGGAGGUCACUUACUCCCUUAAGCCUCAAAAGACCACCACCCUAUGAAUCUUUACAUUCAGGAAGCAUCUCAAGAAGCUCUCCAUCAGUGCCUCAUUCUACAGCCAGAAACACAUUGCAGGAAGGAGGGAAGAUGGUAAAUGCCUCUGUCAAUACCUAUGGGUCAUCUCAGAGUGGCUCUCGCUCAAGAACUCCCACAAGUCCUUUAGAAGAGCUCACCAGCCUGUUUACCUCAGGACGAAGUUUGCUGAGGAAGUCCUCCAGUGGAAGAAGAUCAAAAGAACCUGCAGAGAAACCAACAGAUGAGCUAAAGAUUAGAAGCCACAGUACAGAACCACUACCAAAGCUGGAAAACAAAGAGAGAGGCCAUCAUGGGGCAUCCUCUUCUAGAGAGCCAAUAAAAGCUCAGGAAUGGGAUGGAACACCAGGACCACCAGUUGCAUCCAGUAGACUGGGAAGAUCCUCUGUUAGUCCAACCUUGUUAGCGGGAAACAGCAGCUCAGAGCCUAAAGUAAGCUGCAGAUUAGGUCGGUCUGCAUCCACGUCAGGCGUGCCUCCUCCUUCAGUUACUCCUCUCAGGCAAGCCAGCGAUCUGCAACAGAGCCAGGUGGCAUGCAUGCAGUGGUUGCAUGGAGACCAUACAAUGUUGGAGAUGAUUGAGAAAAAGCGCUGCUUGUGCAAAGAGAUCAAGGCAAGGCAGAAAACAGAAAAGGGGCUUUGCAAACAAGACAGCAUGCCAAUUUUACCAAGUUGGAAGAAGAAUACAGGGACAAAGAAGUAUAGUCCUCCACCAUAUUCUAAACAACAAACAGUGUUCUGGGAUACUGCAAUAUGACAAAGUAUGAGAUUUUGUAAACUCCAUAAGACUCUUACUUCACUUGUAUAGGGGAAAUGUUCCCCAGGCCUAUUUAAGAGGGUGUUUGUUGACAUCUAUCUUAUCUACUUGUGUUGAAAUGACAACACUGUCCUUGGAAAUUCAUGUUAACUUGUGCUUACUUAAAAUAAAUCCAAGGCAAUUAACUUUACCAACAAAUUAAGACAAAUGUGUUUAUUAAGGAUUUUUUUUAAUCCAAAAGAUAUUUAAAGUGUAAAUAUUUUACUAAUCUAUUGAAAGAAAACACCGGAAAUAGUACACAUAUAUACAUAUAUAAUUUAAAGAGGUAUCAAGAGUUUUACUAUAUAAUGUAUGAAACAAUUUAUUUUCUAUUUUCUAUGUAAUCCCCUGUUUUCUUUUCCUUUCCCACCUAAAUUUGUCUUCUGUACAAAAGCAUGUGACUAUAAAUCAUUGUUCAGCAGUAUAAUAUGUGAAUAAAUCUGGUGCUGGGAUGGUAGAAGUUGAAUAUCACCAUAUUCAUUAGGCACAUCUGUGACUUUUUUAUUUUUAUUAAAAUUUUGACAGGAAAUUAAUGCAAAUGUAGCACCUAAUUUGGAUGUUCAUAUCACAUUAAAACCAAUCCCUUUUGCUACAUGUUUCUAAGAAGUUUAUCUUAAAUAUCCUCUAAUUUAUAUUAAAUAAUUGUUAGUCAACUCUCCAGAGGUAGUUAUUUAGAUGUAUUUGGCUAACGUAGUAGAAUAAUUUUAAUUUAGAAAUGUCUGUAGGAAGACACUUCUUUGCAUUGUUGAUAUGAUUAGCGGAGACCAGGGUUCACUGUGACUAUGAAAAGGGAUAUCAGAAUCUAAAGAAUUAUACUGUUUUCUAGAAGGUUUUUAACCAUGGCAAUGUAGCCACAAUUCCUGACAAGUGGAAGAAAAAAGGGUAGGGGAAUAUAUGUUUUUUAUUUUUUUUUUUGCCUGAAAAAAAUGAUUAAAGUCAUGCAAGAUUUGUUUACAUGGAUUUUUUUUUGUAUGCUCAAAUGUUUCUCAAAUUAGCACCAGAUAAGAUAAAAAAAAAAACAUAUUUCUCUGGAAUCACUCAUUAGUUUUAAGAUGUUCAGAUCAGGGUUUUCCAUGCAGAAUUGUAACAAAUUAUGAUACCAUGACCACAACCAAAGAAUUGUGAAAUUUAUUUUAUUAUUUUGAUUUUUUCAAAGGAAAAACAAGCAGGGGAUGGGGAUAGAUCCAAUUGUAUAUGAUGGUGGGAUUUGUGUUAAUAUCUCCCAAAAGCAACUUAGUAAAAAUAUGAAUAUUGCCACGGAUAAAUGAAAAGUAAACAAUCACAUAUAUUUUGUAUAUUUAAAUGACUAUGCUUCUUAAAUUUGACAGCAUGAACAUUCUUUACUAAUCACUUUAGUAUUCUUUGAAAAAAUGUGUUUUUUGACAUUAUUGUCAUAUUGGCUUUCCUUUUUAAAUGAUAUUGACAGCCAUUCUACAGUGCUGGUCAAUAAAACCAAAUAUAAUAGAAUUUCAUAGUAUUUUGUAAUCUAUAUUGCUAAGCCUUGAGUAAUGCUUUAUCAGUAGAAGUUCCUUUCAAGCCUUUGAGAUAUUUUAAAGAUAAUUUUAAUAAUUUAUAGCUAAUGUAUAUUUUGAUGUCCAAACUCAGAAUUCUGUACAAGAUGAGGAAAAACAUAAGUGUUUGUGUAUACAUGUGUGAGUGAAUAUGCAGUGAAUAUUUGCAAAAGCAAAUUAAGAGUAAGAGGAUUUUCCAUAAUGGAGGUAGGAGAAUAAAACAGAACCAUCAUUAUAUGAAGUCAUGAAAAGGUCUUUAGUCCUUUAAUAUAGUUCCUUUCCAUAAAUUUCACCAGCUAUAUGUUGUUUUAAAUUUAACCAAAACUGGCUCAUAAGAAUGAAAAUUCUAAUAAAAACAUGUUGAUUUAAAUGAAAAUGUUUAUGAUCUUAGGCAUUUACUAUUCCUUUAUGUAAAUCUGAUCACAGUGAUUCAAUCAAGUCAAGUUUCAGGUGUAGUUCUCUUAAGAGUACAUUUAGGACCAAUGUUGUAAUCCUUGAAAUUUAUAUUGAGGAAAUAAAUUUUCAAGAAGACAUUAAUGGACUUUUCACUUUUGCCCAGUCUUUCUUAACUAGGUAUUAGAACUGAUAUUAAAAAUGACAACAUGGCAUAUGGUUAACUCAAGCAUAAGUGUUUAAUUUGGAUGGAUCUAAUCAAGUGUUGUGUCAACAAACAUUUGAUUCUCUGAAUACCUUUUCCAGUCUCUUAAGUUAGGGCAUAUAUUUGCAUGUCAUUUCUUCCAUGCCCAAUCCAAGUGUGUUGCAAUUGGAUUAUAUGAAAAAAUGAUACCAUUGUGAUUGAAGUCCUGAAACUUUCAUUGUAUGCCUAUGAAAUUAUUGAUUACAUGUAUCUAAUCAAAUCCAACAAGCAUUUAUUUAUUUAGCAAUUUGCAUAGGCCAAGCACUGUGGUAGUUUCCAAAGACUCCCCCCACCACCAAAAAAACAAAAACAAAAAAUUACCCUCCUUAAUCAUUCAUUGGAAUGGGAAUGAAUUUGAGUGAGAAAAGCCUUCAUUAGCUAUUUUGGAUUGCUUACUCCAAAAAGCAUUUCCCUCUUCUUUCAUUAUCUCUUUACUUGGAGCUUAAGAGAGUAUUAAAGACAAGGUAAAGUGGAAAGACAACCUCUUGAGAACAAUAAUUUGUGGAUCGGAUCUGAUGAAAGAAAGAAAAACACAAAAAUAUUCAAACACUUUGAUUAACCUCAUAUUUAUAACUACCUUCCAUACUAAAUCAGUCAUGAUAUGUAGCUUUCCUACAGUCUACUAGUUCAGCUCCAAGGUUAAGGAAUAUCCUCAGUGGUAAGUCAGGGAAAUGUAUUUUCUGCAGAUUCAAAACCUCAAUCAAACACAAGAAUACCAUUAUGUAUAUACAAAAAAAUACAGUAUAUUCCCUGGAAUGGAGUUCCUUUGUUAUCAUAUAAAUAUAGGCUUCCAUCUUUUCCCAUGUAGAUGCAAUUGAAGUUUACAUGAAAUAAUCAGUGAUCUCUGGCACUUGUUGAUAAUGUCCAUAUUGGUAAAACCAGCUUAUAAACCCUACUCACAUCUUUUAAAAAAAAUCAAAUAUAUGUAUGAAAUUGUGCUCAGUCAAAUAACUUUUUAUUUUAUUUAAGAGAUAAAUUCAAUCAAACAGGGUCCUGUACAUCCUAAGCAUUCCAGAUAUAUUUCUAGACUUAAUAAAGGCUGAAAUGACUAAAUUAUAUCUUUUUAAAUGAAUUCUCCUUUCUAGACUCAGCUAUACUCAGGUAGUAAGUGGAAUAUUCCUUCAUGGAUUCCAUAUUGUAAAGUAGCAUGCUAUUCAUGUUUAGCUUAGGCUGUGUCUAUAUGCCUAAAUUAGGUGGAGAGUUUUGAUUUUCUUCAAUGAUCUCAUGAGUGAAAAUAGUUGAAGCUGUUUGACAAAUGUGUCAAGUCAGAAGUCAAACAUGUGCAUAUACAGACAAGUUUAGCAUUCUCCAUAUACUGAUAAGAAGGAGGUAGAUAUUCAGUGUCCUCAGAUAGAAUGCCAUCCAAGUUUUUAAUUCAUGUCCUUUAUAUAUCUGCAUAUGGAAUGCAGAUAGUCAAUAGCUUUUAAUACAAAGACCAAUUCAUUCUUACAAAUACAUUUUUAAGCUAUUUGGGCCACAAAAUGCUUCACCAACUCACUUUGCUGACUAACAGACCAUGGAAACAUGGUAAACCAAUGACAUAGUCCUUUCUGACCUGUCUUUACCAUCUUCAUGUGCCCUAUAGUGCCCCAGUACAAUAGCUUGCACAGAGGAUGCAGUGGAUAAGUAUUUAUUGCAUCAGAUUUAAUUGAGUUGCACUGGAUGAGAGGGCAACUUGGUAUUUGCAGAACUGGGGCAAUUAAUAGACAAUUGCCAACAUUCCCAAUGUGAAAUCAUUAUAUUGCAAACAAAGCAGCAUUGUUUAAGCAAUUAAUGUCUGAUAUUUGUAUAUAUGCAUUCUAUUUAAUGCUUUCCAGAGUAAGUAGAUAGUCAAAACAAAUGAGUGGAAUGCAUUAAAGCUAAUUUAUAAACACAUAAUGUGUUUAUAUGAAAGCAUCUUCAGGCACACAUACAGUAUGCCAAUGGAAUUAUGUAAAUCAAUAAUGGGCUAAUAGGUUUUGCAAUGAGAGGAACGGCUCUUGAACUCAAUGGCUUGCAGAGUGGACCAAAUUGAAAACAGUUUGGCAUUUGGAUCAAUUUCUUCUUGACAAAUAGGUAUAGGGAGGGGUAUAAAGAAGCAGCUGAUGAAGUUUCCCUUUAAAUAGCCACAGGUUUCAAAUUUAGGGAUGAACAUCAUCAGAGGAAUAGAGUUGGAACUGGCCCCAACAAAAAGAUAUUUGAAUAGUCUUUUGAGGUGUUUGAUGACCUCCCCAUAGUGUUGGGUUUCCUCAUCCCUAAUGUAUCUGCAUUGACACAUGUAUGCAACUACAUACAGUAUACAUACUGUAUAUAUUUAUCAAAUGUUUAGUAUGCAAUUCUUUUGUUCAGGACUCCUGGAGUUAACCUUUCUAGUGUAGCAAGUUGUGUAAAGUGCACUGUGAUGACAAGAAAGCACAGUCAAGUCACAGGUCUUGUUAUUCUUGCACUAAAAAAAUGUGUUUACGUAUUUAGCCACUGUAUGUUUACUUUAUCACUCUUUUUGAAAAAUUUAAAAGAAUAGCUACUAAGAAAAUGAUAUAAGAUAGUAUGUUUUAUAGUGGAUAAUGGCACUACAUUUUUAAAAGACAGGGUUUUUAAAAGAGAGAAAACCAUUCUAAAUCCAUUUCAUUCUAAUAUAACAUGUUUACCAAUAUCUUAAUAACUGAAUGUUCUAUUGCUUUCUUCAUGAGUCAUUAGAAGUGUUGGGUCUGUGCCUGAAAACGUGCAAAGAAAGAGUAGGUAGCAGGUUUCUGUACUUAUGUAUUUCUUAACCAUUUCUACAUACGCAGUCUAUACACAGAUAUUAUUUCUUUUCAUUUUGUACUUGAUUUUUUAAGUGAUAUGUAAUUAUAAAUGUACUUUGAUACUUCUGAAGUAACAAUACUUUGUUUGGGGGGAUGGGGAAAGCGUUUUGAUUUCCUUAGUGCAUUGAGAAUACUUUAUAAUCCUUUUGUGCUUACUGAUUUGUGAUCCAGUGUAAUUAUAAUAAAAGCAAUAGUUUAAAAUAA
Molecule: messenger RNA, 8431 nt
Organism: Monodelphis domestica (gray short-tailed opossum)
Lineage: Eukaryota; Metazoa; Chordata; Mammalia; Didelphimorphia; Didelphidae
Gene: NYAP2
Product: neuronal tyrosine-phosphorylated phosphoinositide-3-kinase adaptor 2
Biological process (GO): phosphatidylinositol 3-kinase/protein kinase B signal transduction; neuron projection morphogenesis
Source: RefSeq, a predicted model, not a curated record